Messenger RNA from Mixia osmundae IAM 14324, 813 nucleotides. RefSeq names its product glycoside hydrolase family 12 protein. The transcript is spliced from 6 exons. The record is from RefSeq and is a predicted model, not a curated record. Bases 105 to 776 code for a protein of 223 amino acids. Gene Ontology annotation, biological process: polysaccharide catabolic process. NCBI's taxonomy places the organism in Eukaryota, Fungi, Basidiomycota, Mixiomycetes, Mixiales, Mixiaceae. Gene Ontology annotation, molecular function: cellulase activity.
UUGCGCCACACGUCACAACUCAUGUAACACUCCGCCUGUUGUCUCCUGUCUCGGCAACUGUUCAUCGCCAUGCCCUGCUCAGCUCAAUUCCUUGAGUGGACAAAAUGUUUGCGCGUGCUAUCGUUGUUGCCGGACUCGCUUCUUCUGCUAUCGCCGCCAGCCAACAGUUCACGGAUGUCUGCGAAAAGGGCUAUGUCGUGGAAAGCUUGGAGCUCGCCAAUAACGGAGGCAAAGGUUUGACCUCCCUGCAUCUUCGUCCUUGCCCCGCUACAGGCGAAGCUGCCUUUGGUGCCAUCUUUGACUGGUCUGGCGCCGAUCUCACCGUCAAGUCGUAUCCCAAUGCUGCAAUUACCGUCGGACUCAACAAGCCCAUCGCGAGCUACAAGUCGAUCCCGCUCUACAUGAACUGGAACUGGCUCAAAGAUCCCUCUGCCAUUCAAGCGUUCACCGGUCUCCAGAUCCAUCACAGCGGUAUCCAGAUCAAGAUCACUCUGUCGUAUCGAGGCGCAAUGGCACCCGGCCAACUCGUUGCUACCCCUGUCAUUGGUGGCAAACAAUUCAAGCUCUACAAAGACGAGCCAUCGCAGACGUGGUCUUACCUCAAUGAUGGCUUCACUGGUACUGAUUUCUAUGCCGAAGGACUCGAUUUUGUCAAUGAUGCCGCCAAACAAGGUGCGGCUCUGACAGGCGAUCUGACGGCCGUCAGUGCGGGCACGGAGAUCUUCAAGGGCGAAGGCAUUUUCUUGCUCAACGCUUUCACUUGUGUGCCAUACUAGCCGCUCUCGUAGCAAUGCAUUAAUGUCUGGAUCUCAA